Molecule: messenger RNA, 1862 nt
Organism: Cucurbita maxima (winter squash)
Lineage: Eukaryota; Viridiplantae; Streptophyta; Magnoliopsida; Cucurbitales; Cucurbitaceae
Product: NADPH-dependent thioredoxin reductase 3-like
Exons: 10
Coding region: 58-1629 (523 amino acids)
Biological process (GO): removal of superoxide radicals
Cellular component (GO): cytoplasm
Molecular function (GO): thioredoxin-disulfide reductase (NADPH) activity
Source: RefSeq, a predicted model, not a curated record
CGUAGGCCGUAUCGCUUUUAACUCUCGAGUGUCUGGUUUGUAUGGUCUCAAACUCAAAUGGCUGCCUCUCUCAAGAUAGGAAUCGGCUCCUCCGUUUCCUCCCACCAUUUCUCCGCCAUGCCCGCCCUCUCCAAUGCCCUUCCGCCUCAUCGCCUCCUCCUCCUCCUCUCUCCUUCCCCCUCCCGUCGCUGCUCCCUCGCUUUCCGCUCCUCUCGCACUCCUCCUCGCCGUCUUCUUCUUCGCCUUCGCGCCUCCUCCGAUGACGACAUCUCUCCUUCUCCAGGAGUCGAGAAUCUAGUAAUUAUAGGUUCUGGUCCUGCUGGAUUUACUGCAGCCAUAUAUGCGGCGCGGGCAAAUUUAAAGCCUGUAGUGUUCGAGGGUUUUCAAGCAGGUGGUGUUCCGGGAGGACAGUUAAUGACUACCACAGAAGUGGAAAAUUUUCCUGGGUUUCCUGAUGGAAUUACUGGUCCAGAUCUGAUGGAUAGGAUGCGGAAGCAGGCGGAACGGUGGGGAGCUGAAUUAUUUCAAGAAGACGUGGAGUCUAUUGAUUUAAACAAUAGACCUUUUACUGUGCAAAGUAGUGAACGCAAGGUCAAGUGCCAUAGCGUAAUAUAUGCGACAGGAGCAACAGCAAAGCGACUUAGGUUACCUCGUGAAGAUGAAUUUUGGAGUAGGGGAAUUAGUGCUUGCGCAAUUUGUGAUGGAGCAUCACCCUUGUUUAAGGGUCAAGUUCUUGCUGUUGUAGGAGGAGGUGAUACAGCAACAGAGGAAGCCUUAUACCUGACUAAAUAUGCUCGUCAUGUUCAUUUACUUGUACGUAAGGAUCAACUUAGGGCUUCUAAAGCAAUGCAGGAUAGAGUGUUCAAUUGCCCAAAUAUUACCUUGCACUUUAACACGGAGGCUGUGGACAUUGUUAGCAAUACAAAAGGGCAAAUGACUGGCAUUUUAGUUCGAAAGGAUGAUACUGGGGAAGAGUCUGUGCUGGAGGCAAAGGGUUUAUUUUAUGGAAUAGGUCAUUCACCAAACAGCCAGUUAUUGAAAGGCCAGGUUGAGCUUGAUAGCUCUGGGUAUGUGUUGGUGGAGGAUGGUACUGCAAAAACUUCUCUGGAAGGUGUAUUUGCAGCUGGAGAUGUGCAGGAUCAUGAAUGGAGGCAAGCUAUCACAGCUGCUGGAUCUGGAUGCAUUGCUGCUUUAUCUGUUGAGCGCUAUCUUGUGAGCAAGAAUCUUCUUAUUGAGUUCCACCAGCCCCAAACUGAAGAGGUUAAGAAGGAACCAAUUGACAGGGAUGUUCAGGAGGGUUUUGAUAUCACCCUUACAAAGCAUAAAGGCCAGUAUGCUCUUCGGAAACUAUACCAUGAAAGCCCCAGGCUUAUAUGUGUACUUUAUACGGCUCCAACGUGUGGUCCGUGUAGGACACUGAAGCCACUUCUUAGCAAGGUGAUUGAUGAAUUUGAUGAAAGUGUCCAUUUUGUCGAAAUUGAUAUUGAGGAAGACCAAGAAAUAGCAGAAGCAGCUGGGAUUAUGGGUACUCCAUGCGUGCAGUUCUUCAAGAAUAAGGAGAUGGUCAGGAAUGUAUCUGGAGUCAAAAUGAAGAGCGAGUAUAGAGAAUUCAUCGAGUCAAACAAAUGAGGUGGUGAAGCUAUUGCCCUUGAUCUUCUGCCUUCAAUUUUGUUUCAUUUGUUCUAAUAAGAUAUAGCCAAGUGGAAAAAUGCUUAAAUUUUUUUCAUGUUCUGUAACAUUCAUAUUUAUAUUUAUACUGUAUAUUUUAGAUACAGAGCUGAGAAAAAGGGCAAAAAAAAAAAAAAAAAAAAAGGUUCGAAUAAGGUUCGAUUCCUUCAAUAAUACAUCAGCCAAUUCAUUCU